Molecule: messenger RNA, 2834 nt
Organism: Daldinia caldariorum
Lineage: Eukaryota; Fungi; Ascomycota; Sordariomycetes; Xylariales; Hypoxylaceae
Exons: 11
Coding region: 246-2372 (708 amino acids)
Biological process (GO): DNA-templated transcription; regulation of DNA-templated transcription
Molecular function (GO): zinc ion binding; DNA-binding transcription factor activity, RNA polymerase II-specific; DNA binding
Source: RefSeq, a predicted model, not a curated record
GGCGACCGCCCCUUCAAUCCCCCAUACGGCAAAUAUACUACGCCUGACCUGCAUCAACUCAUCCUUUUUGGAUUCGCGCUUCUUUUGAGGAAUGGUCGUGUCCUCCAGGCACAACCGCAGCACCAAACUCGUAUUAUCUGUCAUGUGCUCUGUCGAUAGGAAGCUUUCUCGAUCGACCUCAAGACCGAGGCUAUUCUCCCGAAUUUCACCAACCCACCUCCCGGCUCGCUUUCUGUUCGUAGAGGAUGAAUCCAGAGAGCACCUCGAAUAACUCGAGCUCUGCCGGUCCAGCGACGCCCACCAACAGCCGAAAGGAGCGGGGUGCUAUAGCUGCCCAGGCUUGCGAGUCUUGCAGACAACGUAAACAAAGAUGCAGUGAAGAGAGGCCGAAAUGCGCUACCUGUCAGCGAAUGAAUCUGGAAUGCAAAUACCGAGAACCUCAACCAACCAAGAAAGACAAGACUCUCGUUGAGAUAUUAGAGCGACUGAAGAGCCUUGAGGGAGGGUUGAGAAAUCUUGACGGGAAAGUCGAUAGCCUUAACGCUCGAGGUACACUCCCCCUAUCUAUUUAUGGCCCAAGCCAGUCCAACCCUCCCCCUGCGUCUCUAGAUCCCGGUCAACCCAGCCCGUGGCCUCCUACAAACGUUCACAUCCAGUCCGCAGCCAUUUCUACAGCCUCGCCUCGAGCUGUGCAAUAUGUCUCCGCCACUCAUAGGAUGUUAUCGUGGCCUUUCCUGCAGCAAGUCCUUGAGAGCAAGGUCCAGAGCCUGGAUUUAACGAGCCUGGAGAAAGAUGGAGCCGCCAUGUUAUUGGGUCUACAAGGUCGAAACGUGUCUCUACCAACUAACAUCUAUGGAUCACCCCAUCUUGGUGGCGAGGGAGCAUCCAUGUCGCUUCAAGUUCCUUCUGGAAGCCAGGUUGAAGGGCUGCAGACGGCUGGGCUGAGCAUAAACUGGGAAACAAUGCAAAGACUUACCAAAUCAUAUUUCGACACAUUUAACUUGAUAUAUCCGAUCAUGGACCGACAGGUCUUCUUAUCCGAAGCAUUACCCGCCAUUGCAAGUCGUGGCUUCGAUGAGAGUAGCUCUUCGACAUUGACCUGUCUGGUAUUCGCGCUUGGUGAAGUGGCCAUCAGCGCUGUGCAGGGCGCUCCGCUCGCGACACAUAAAGGGCGUCCUAGUGGUCUUAGGGGAGGAACAGCGGAUAGACCGCCAGGGUUGCUAUUUUUCAACGAGGCUAGAAAGCGAAUGGGUUUCAAUCUGACUGAAUGCAGUCUAGAAAAUGUGCAGAUUUUUGCAUUAGCGGCUAUAUAUUACGGCACAUGUUGUCACCACCUAGAAUUCUGGCGUAUGUCGACCUCGGCGUCCCUAGCAUGCCAGGCGUUGCUAACGAGCAAUCCGGAUGUAUUAACAACCCACCGAGGGGAUCUGGUUCGGAGGGCGUUUUGGCAUUGCUCUAUAAUGGAAACAUGCCUGAACAUGGAGCUGAAUAUUCCUCGGACCGGGUUAGACAAGCUAGAAUCAUUGGUAGGACUACCUGAUUUCAGCGGCUCAUUCUCCGAAGAAGAUUAUAUUGGGAACCAGGCUUCCCACUUUCAGGAACAUUUCGCUUCGCAAAUCGUCCUUCGGCGGUUAUCCGUAGAGUUCCACACUACGCUAACUAACGCUUUCGGCCCUACAAGUACACCCAACGAAGCGCCAAUACCCCCAACAACGGUAAUGAUGAAGCAGAUGGCUGAGCAGCUGGAUCAAUGGAGAGGACUGCUGCCAGUAUACUUGCGCUGGGAGGAAGAGAACCCAGGGGCAUUCUCAAACCCAGCUGAGGAGAUGUAUGGAGAGCAUUCGAUGUACCCGCCUCCCGUCCCCGAGCUUCAUACAAACUUUAUGUUUUCGGCAGACCUGGAUAUCCCUCCCGCGAGCUAUCCUUACGCGGUAGAUAUACAGACCGCUAGCCUUAGGACAAGAUAUUACUACGUUAAAUAUCUGAUCUAUAGGCCAUUUAUUUUCAAAGCCCUUCACCACCCUGAGCAGGUGACACGGGACGACGCCGAUGGUGUCGUGGAGUGUCUUAAAGCAAUGCUAAAGUGGCCCAUUACGAUGUCGCCAACCUGCUUCCAUAAGAGACUGGUCCCAUGUCUCUUCUUCUGGUCGCAGAAUCUCCUUGGCAUCCUUAUCAUCUUACACCUAACACAACAGGUGCCCAUCUUAAUACGAAUACGGGCGUCGUUGAUGGGGACUAAAUUCGACCAAGAUGCGAACGAGACGGCCGGACUUUGUAUUGACUGGAUACGGGACCUCAAAGAUACGGACGCGACUGCUCUAUGGUGCUGGGAGAUCCUAAAAGGCAUCUACCCUCUAGAGGACGAUACAUGAUAAUGGAGUUUCUUUCCCGCCCUCGAUACCCCCCCAUUUAAGUACCAUUCGUUUCUCUCCUUCUAUCAUAGGGUUGGAUUCACAUCAUGGACCAUGCGCGCGGGGUGGGGGGAUUUUUGAGCGAAGCAAGAGAACGGAAUUUCACUAUUGCUGCUACUACUAUUAUCAUGGGAAGGAAUUAUUUUUGUAGUCGUGUAUCAUCGAAAAAAAAAAAGAAUUACCGGCGCUAGGAGCUUUUUCUUUACGGGAUUCAAGAGAAAGUUCCCACAGAACAAGAUUAUUCGUGCGGGAGGGGGCAUGAUUUGUGAUAUCUCAGAUGCAUGGGCGGGCGAAGGAUCAAGGGCCGUCUUGUUCACCUUUUUUUCCUUCAUCCUCUUAAGCUUCUCUACCUCUCUACCAGGUAGGUAGGUUAGGUUACCCAUUUUUUGAAGCAUUUACAACAGUAUACUUAACAUAUCUAGC